Messenger RNA from Cylindrotheca closterium, 1037 nucleotides. Lineage: Eukaryota; Bacillariophyta; Bacillariophyceae; Bacillariales; Bacillariaceae. The record is from the annotation of a GenBank genome assembly.
AUGGCAGACACCAAACCCAAAGCUAAAACCACGAGCAGUCACAUCUCCUUCCCUCGCAGAGUCUACAACGUACUCAAAUUCUGCAAAGAAAAUGAUCAUGAGCACAUCGCAUCAUGGAUGAACGAUGGGACGGCGUUUAGAGUACAUGAUAUAGAAGAGUUCGAAAGUGAAUUGCUUCCCAAGUAUUUCAAUACUCGGAAGUAUUCUAGCUUUACUCGAGCGUUGUGUGCCCAUGGAUUUGAUUGUAUCAGAACGGGAAGUCAUACUGGGAUUUACUCGCACCCUAAGUUCAAUCGCAACGACCCCGAGACUGUGUCCCUAAUGAAGAGAGUGAAAAAAGCGAAAACAGUAAAGAAUAAGCGCAUAUCAAGCGGAGGUCGUGGCUCGUUGUUUCGAGAUGGAGAGCAAUCAGUACUUCGUGAAUCCCUUUCAGCUAGGAACCGACCUCAUACAAAUUUGGAUGAGAAUGCAUCCGUUUUUGGUCAGGGAUUCCAAUCGGUUCGGUCUCAAAUAGCUGACCGAGCAACAUAUGCGCUCAUACGUCUUCCACCCGCGUCGCAUUUCGUCAGCUCAGACGAAAGUGACAAUGACAGUUCGGAGGAACCACACACGCCACCUGUAUCAGCUGUACCUUCUAGUUCCAACCAUAUGGCUUCAGAUUAUUACAAUGGGACAAUCUUGGACCAACAAGAACAAAUCGAUGAGAACUUUGGCUCAAUCUUCGAUGACAAUGAUUUCGAACCGAUACCUUUGCCACUGCACACUACAUCGCAGAAUUUUGGCAUUCCUUAUCAUUCUGAAGAUGAUGAUGCAUCGCUUAGCUCCUUGGAGCCAAGAAAUAUUCAAGAGAUGAAAAGGAAUCCAGAAGACUUCAAUGCAUUUUACAUCAUCCUGCCAGUGUUUCCAAAACCAAGGUACCAAGCGCUGUACGACUUUUCAUCUCCGGUCGCUUUACCUGCUCUUUUCCACUACAUGGAUAUUUCAACAUUUGGAAUGUGCUGGGCAAUGUUCCUCAUUGUUGGGCAUACCAUUCAAGC